UCAUGGUUAUCCAAUGAGAAAGUUCGUAGCGUGAUGAUGUUGUGUUGUGGCUGAAGUGGUUGAGGCUGUCUGAGAGUGGAGCUAGCUUGUUAUCCGGUCCCGGGACGAUGUCGAGUCGUGCUCUGCGUAGACUGAAGGGGAGACAGCGGGGACAGGAGGCCAUAGACCUCGGAUAUUUACAGACGGACGAUGGAGAACAGGCCCCGGACUUGGAAGAAGAAAAACAGGACGACGGUCUCUUAGAGCCAGCUAAGAAGAACACCAGCCGGAAAGCAAAGAAGAAUAAGUCGCAGAAAAACCUCAGCAAUAUAUACGAGCUGAUAUGUGAUGCUGAAAAUGACGCAGAGAAACAACCUGCGGACGAAGAGGCGACCGCCAGUCUAGGACACCUGAGCAGCGAGGAAAGCAAGGAGAAGAGCGAGAAUAAGGAGGACACCGAGAAAGGUGAAAAGCUGCCUGAGACCGAGAAAGGAACGUGUAAUGUCGAGAACAAAGCUCACAAAAAGAAGAAAAGGAAGAAGAAAAAAGCCUCGGCAGGAGAGACACGGGAAGAGGCAGCAGGAGAUGAUAUCGAUGCCUUGCUUGAAAGCAUAGAGACGACCAAUGGCCUUUCCCAUGAGAAGGACAGCUGCAGCAGCGCAGGCAGCAGAUACGUGCUCUAUGUGGAGCACAGGAACCUGAACUCUGAGACGGAGCUGAAGAGAUAUUUUGGAGCUCGUGCAGUUUUGGGGGACCAAAGGCCCCGGCAGAGGCAGAGGCAGUUUCACCGCAGCACCUGGAUGACCAUCCCCAAAGACACCUGGCCCCGCUUCAGCAGACCAGGGAUCUCCAUGAGUCUGCUGGAGUCCAGGGACGGCCUGCAGCACUUCACCUUCGAGCACAACCGCGACUACCAGCAGGUCCAGUUCAAGUUCCUGGAUGCGGUCGAGUCCAUGGAUCCCAACAACAUUGUGGCUCUACUGCAGAUUAACCCCUUCCACAUCGACUCCCUGCUGCAGCUGUCAGAUGUCUGCCGCAUCCAGGAGGACCAGGAAAUGGCGCGGGAUCUGGUUGAGCGUGCCCUGUACAGCUUUGAGUGUGCGUUCCAUCCAGUCUUCAGCCUGACAUCCGGGACCAGCCGCCUGGGCUACCAGCGGCCGGAGAACAGGGCGUUCUAUCUGGCUCUCUACAAGCACAUGAUGUUUCUGGAGAAGAGAGGCUGCCCACGGACUGCCCUGGAGUACUGCAAGCUCAUCCUGAGCCUGGACCCGGAGAAUGACCCCCUGUGCAUGCUGCUCCUGGUGGACUUCCUGUCGCUGCGCUCGCGAGAGUACACCUCCCUCAUACGGCUCUACGACGAGUGGGAGGUGCACCGGAACCUGUCCCAGCUGCCCAACUUUGCCUUCUCCGUCGCGCUGGCCUACUACCACCUGAGCCUGCAGGAGGACCUGCCCGAGGCGGAGAGCGGCCACAUGAAGCAGAGGUCUGACCAACUGCUCCAGAAUGCCCUGAUCAUGUUCCCCAGCGUCCUGCUGCCCCUGCUGGAUCUGUGCACAGUGCAGCCUGACACAGCCGUGUCCUCCCACGUGUUCUUCGGACCCAAAAGCCAACUGGGGCAGCCCCCCGCUCUGAGUGAGCUGGUCUCUCUGUACGUGGGCCGCAGCUUCGCCCUGUGGAAGGAGGGCGGGGUGAUGGUGUGGCUGGAGGGCAACGUGAGGGAGGUCCUGCGCAGGGUGGACUCCAAGGAUCCGCUCGUGGAAGACAGUGCUAACAAGAGGAAGCAGAGGUAUCAGAGUGCGCCGCGGAACAUCCACCGCCAUGUCAUCCUGUCUGAAAUCAAGGAGGCCACGGCGACCCUGCCCCUGGAAGUGACCACUCAGCCAGUCAUGGGAUUUGACCCUCUGCCCCCUCUGGACUCUGUGAUGUCAUACGUCAGGCCUGAAAGGCAGAAUGGGACAGCCUCAAAUGAGAGUACUUUAUCUCUGUUCUUCCGGUCCCUGCUGCCCAACUUCAACCUGCAGGCCGGCCCACAGCCGGAGGAGGAGCGUGAGGUGGCCAGGGCGGGGCGGGAGCUGAACCAGGAGGUCAACCGCCUGAUGGUGGCCAUGAGGGACAUGCUAGCCAACAUCCAGUUCCAGGAACCACCGCGGGAUGACAACCCGGAGAGGGACGAAGAGGAGUGGGACUGAGCCGAGGAGGAGGAGGAGGAGGAAGAGGAGAGGGAGAGGCGAAGAGGAAGAGGAGUGGGACUGAACUGGGGAGGAGGAGUGGGGCGGGGGGGAGAGGGAGGAGGAUGAUGGCUGGGACUGAGCCAUGGGUGUAGGAGGAUGAGGAGGAGGGGGAGUAAGAAGAGAAUGAGGAGGUGCUGGAAGAGGAGGUAGAGGAAGAGGAAGAUGGGGUUUGGGUAAUGACUUAGGGUAACAUGGGCACAGUCCUGAGAGAACCUGCUUUCUGGUGCAGUGACACUGAUUCGUAUACUCCUAGCUGCUUCACAUCACGUCUUCACUGACCUGUUGUUCAGGCUGCAGAACGCUGCCAUCUCGCCUUGUUCGCUGUGGAGUCAUCUGGGCGGCCAUGUUCUGCCCCUGGCCUGAGGCGGCCAUGUUCUGCCCUGGGCGGCCAUGUUCUGCCCCUGGCCUCGGGCGGCCAUGUUGUGUCCCGGGUCAGUGGCCCUGUGUCGAGAGGAAGCAGCAAAGCCCUUUCCCCCCGUAUGCUUGUUUAGAGAAUUCAAAGGGUGCAUUGUGCGUAAAAAACAAACGGCUUUCUCAUCUCCGCGCCUCAUGGCUGCUGCACUACAAGGCAGAGUCGCAGAGUCAAUCUUGUGUAUUCUAAGGAAAGGAUUGAGUAAACAGAAUCCCAAAAUAUCUUAAUAUCAUUUAAUAGCCAAUUGUAAAACUGGCUACUAAAACCAAAUUAUUUCUUGACACAAAUCAGAUUGCUGGAUGAAACAUCUUAUUCAGCCACAAAUCUAUUGUACUUCUCAGCGAGUUUUAAUUCCAAGCGAAAUUGUGUUUGAUUUGACUUUAAUUUUAUUUGAAAAAGCAUCGUGUUACUUCAUACUUCAUUUUGAAGAGCUUGACUUUCAAAGAGGUGUUUUUUUGCAGUACAUACCGUAUAAGCGGUCUUAUUGCAGUAAGAUCGCUGGUAAAUGCUGCCCAAAGCCAGUUCUCUGUACUGAAGUGGAUUUCUCAGAGAUGGUUCACUUUCUGGGUUUUGCUUUGUUGAUAUUUAGGUUUCAUUCCUGCUUUCCACUGGCCGAAUGUUUGGGUGUGUUGAAGGGUAUUUCCAGCAUUUAAUACGUUUCUGACAUCCUGCGUGUUUUGCAGCGGCAGGUAUAGGGCAUUCUGGGGGUUGUGGUCUAAAGUAGUAAAAUACACUUCAAGGACCUUCAAGGCAGCUUGUAGGACAGAGGAUGCACAGGGAAUGUAUUAAGCUUUUAAUAUUUCAUAUAAUCAUUAAUACCAGUUUUAGUCUUUUGCCAGAACCUCUUUCCUCAAGCACAGUCUAUCUUGGGUUGGUGCAGCAAAACAAAAAUGUUAAUAUUAAUAUUAAAUAUUGCAUAUAUAUUUCUAAUAAUGGGUGGGUACUACACACAUGAUCUCUGGAGGCAUAACAUAAUUGGACAAGCUGAUUUAAGUUUAUUGAUGGGUAUUGUCUUGUUUUACACCACAAACCCCUGUAUCCCCUACAUCUGUCAUUGUGAAGCCAUCUGAUCAUAGGAAAGUUCAGUACAUUUCUAAAUUAUCCUUCAUAAUGCACAAAAACUAUCAGGGCCAAUCAGAAUCAUACACCGGACUGUGAACUAUUCCUUUGGAUCUUGUAAUUUUAUGAUGGAAAUGUCUCUGGUGGUAACUACGAAGAUCCAGACUUGCCUAACAAUUUGCUGUGUGAACAAUUCACUAAAAAUGAAAUGUCAAUGAAUGUUGGAACUGCAAGUUUGUUCUCUAUAAAAAUGAAAACAUGAAAAAGACA
Conger conger (European conger) is the source of this 3951-nucleotide messenger RNA. RefSeq names its product transcription factor 25 (basic helix-loop-helix) (gene tcf25). The record is from RefSeq and is a predicted model, not a curated record. NCBI's taxonomy places the organism in Eukaryota, Metazoa, Chordata, Actinopteri, Anguilliformes, Congridae. The transcript has 18 exons. Gene Ontology annotation, cellular component: RQC complex. Bases 108 to 2168 code for a protein of 686 amino acids. Gene Ontology annotation, molecular function: protein binding.